Penicillium antarcticum is the source of this 1062-nucleotide messenger RNA. RefSeq names its product protein N-lysine methyltransferase family protein. The record is from RefSeq and is a predicted model, not a curated record. Bases 1 to 1062 code for a protein of 353 amino acids. Lineage: Eukaryota; Fungi; Ascomycota; Eurotiomycetes; Eurotiales; Aspergillaceae. The transcript has 2 exons.
AUGGUCUACUACGUUCAAUUCUUAAAGACCCCGAGGGUUCAGCAGAAAAAAGGCACACUUUUUAUUACCGCGCUUAUUUGCAUCACUACAGACCUGGGAGAUGAUUUUCUCGCCGAAGAUGUUGAAUUACUUGUUUCUUCAACCCACAAAUCUCCAGGAAUCGAACAAAAAGUUACAUGGAAUGCCGGAAAUCGUGAACUGGCCAUCAACUUGGGGCCCCUCCCUUCAGCUUGGGUUCAGCAAUCCAUGGAGCUGAGCGCCAAACUUCAGCCCGAGGCCACUGGGGAUAAACCGCUAGUGCCAUUAGUUAUGGCUGCCACAAGUGCACCAUUUGGGCUCAAGUUGCCUGCGGAAAAGCUGGUUCGCAGAGAUGGACCUAUCAAGGGCUUGAGUAUCUGGGAGGAAACUGGAAAUAGCAUUGCGCGACACAUAUGGGACGCGGGCCUCGCAUCAGUGAUAUACUUGCAGAAGACCCUGGAUGAUAUGAAAGCAACAAAUGGCAAGCAAAAACACAAACAAAGCCAGUCAACAAUACCCGCCUUGACUAGACUUUUAUCAACUCUUCGCAGCUCACCCCUCCAAGUGGUUGAAUUAGGGGCAGGAUGUGGGAUAGUAGGCAUUGCCUUGGCAAGCAUGCUGCCCAACUGCUCAGUCUUACUCACGGACCUCCCCGAGGUCGAGUCGAUAAUAACACGAAACAUUGAAGAGGCUCAGACGGCGCCACAAUCCAGUGUUGAAUAUCAAAACCUCGACUGGGACAGCCCCCCAGAUGACCUCUGCAGCCGGCCCAUUGAAUUAAUACUGGUAUCGGAUUGCACCUACAACGCAGAUAGCUUACCCGCACUAGUCAAUGUGCUUGACCGAUUGGUUCGGACAUCCCCGAAUGCAAUUAUCCUGGUGGCUUUGAAAAGACGACACGACAGCGAGACUGCCUUUUUUGAUCUGAUGGGGUCUGCAGGGUUUACAGCUGUGAAGGAUAGCAUGCAGCUCCCCUCGCAGCAUGACCAGGUAGAUGAGAUCCAGUUUUAUUGCUACAGUCGCACAACAGAAGGCAAGGAAUAA